ACUCAAUACUGGACAUAGCAUUCAUAGAACAAAAAAUACUGGGGAAUAUUUUAUUGUAUAGAAAGGAAUAUGGUAAAUGCAGAAUGUGAGUCCAACUACAAAGAUACAAUUAUCUCUCUCUAUAUGGAAUAAUCGAUGUAUCUACCAAUGGACCCAAAAGCAAACACAACAACUACUAUUUUUUCUUUUGGGCACCAGACAACAACUACUCUUUUUCUUAUUUUUAUUAAUUGUUUUUCACAUACCCGUACUUAUUUAUUUAUAAUUUUAUUUUGUUGUUUUUCAGCCUUUCCCUAGGCCACUAUUAACGUGUACUCUCCAAAUUCCACAAACCAAAUAAAGUUAUAAUCAAAGAACGAUGCUUCCAUUCCCCAACUACUACGUUUCAACACCAAUUAUGUCCGAGAAGAAGAACAUAAGCAGCAGCAGUAAUAGUAAGAGAAGAAAGAAGAGAUGGCCACCGACAGUCUUAUCUGGAGGGGGAAGAGGAGGGGGAGGGGGAGGAGGAGGAGGAGAUGAGUUAGCGACGGUGAAAGCUGCGGCGUGGGCUUGGUACCAAAGAAACGAAGGGAAACCAAUGAUUAGAGAAUUUGAUAUCACGACAAGAGCCACAAGAACACCUCGACCUUCGCGGUACAAGCUCGAAGCCAGCAAGAACAUGAUUUUAUCCAAGAAUAGGGUUUCAAAAUCCGACACUAAUCAUUUGUCGCAUGAAGAUCAAGAAACCAAGUUCUCUAGUCUUCUUGACCCUUAUGAGAUCAUGAGCAUCUCUAAAAGGAUUGACCAGGGAUCGUUACCCGCUAAUCCAACAAGUAGUUUCCGGCACGAUAUGCAGAAUAAGCUAGAAGAUGAUCAUAGUAAGAAGGAGAAUCGGGUUGUCACGAAAAUGAGCAUGAAAAACUUGUGGAAAGGAAUGAUUAUGAUGGCGGCUCCAAGGACAGUUUGUGGAAGAAGUGAUGACGUGGAUCUUGAGGCUUAUCGAGCUAACCCAAGAACAUUAAAGGUAGCACCCACGAGUGUCAAGACUCGAACCGACCGUCGUUAACUCUAUAGUCUUUAGUUAUUGUGUCUGGAUAUUUAAAUGUUAAAAAGGUCUUCUUUUAUACAACAUUUUAAGGAUUUAAGCAAGUUUUAUUGAUUACU
Messenger RNA from Brassica napus (rape), 1143 nucleotides. RefSeq lists its product as uncharacterized. The record is from RefSeq and is a predicted model, not a curated record. Lineage: Eukaryota; Viridiplantae; Streptophyta; Magnoliopsida; Brassicales; Brassicaceae. The coding region runs from base 359 to 1045 and encodes 228 amino acids. The transcript has a single exon.